Messenger RNA from Racocetra persica, 649 nucleotides. The record is from the annotation of a GenBank genome assembly. Lineage: Eukaryota; Fungi; Glomeromycota; Glomeromycetes; Diversisporales; Gigasporaceae.
AUGACUAUUAAUAAAUAUAAUAUUUCAUCAGGUCCAACUCAUGAUGAUAUAACGUAUGCAUCUAUUGCUCGUGCAUUUGAUCUUCAAUUAAAUUAUCAUCAACCGACAAUGGACCGAAUGAAAGAAUUUAUAAAAAAUACACCUCAACUGAAAGUGUUUAGGAAUGAACCCAAAGAAGUUAUGGAAGCAAGUAAACGAAUGACAUUAUUUCCACAACCAUCAUUAGUUGUUUAUCCUAACGAAAAGCUUUGGGUUCCAAUAGUUAUUGUUAAUAACAAUGUUCAUAUUUUACCCGGUAUUCCAAGUUUAUUCAGAGGAUUAUUAUCAGGAUAUCGCAAGUAUCUUAAAGGAAGAGGAAAAAUAUUUGUGAGAAGGUUCAUUAAAACCUAUCAACCCGAAUCAUUUAUCGCACCAAUUUUAACCAAAUAUCAAGAGAAAUUAAAAGAUUUUGGAAUAAAAAUUGGUAGUUAUCCAAAAUUGACUAGGGAUAAGGCUUGGGUUGUAGUUAGUCUUUUGGCUAGAGAAACCAGUCCACAAGUUGUAGAAAAAAUUGAACAGGCAGCAAAAGAAAUAGCAGAAAAAAUUGAUGGUUUAAUUAUUGAAGAUUCAGAAGGUGAAAUUACCGGAUUUGAAAAAACUAAUAAGAUUA